Molecule: messenger RNA, 3674 nt
Organism: Andrographis paniculata
Lineage: Eukaryota; Viridiplantae; Streptophyta; Magnoliopsida; Lamiales; Acanthaceae
Product: putative receptor-like protein kinase At5g39000
Exons: 7
Coding region: 102-3521 (1139 amino acids)
Biological process (GO): protein autophosphorylation
Cellular component (GO): plasmodesma; plasma membrane
Molecular function (GO): ATP binding; transmembrane receptor protein tyrosine kinase activity
Source: RefSeq, a predicted model, not a curated record
CUCUCUCUCUAGAGGUCUGAGAAGAAGCGCGGGAAGUCACCAUCGGAAGACUUGACAAUGGAAGUCUUCUUCCUCGAAGUAUUUCCAUCUUUCCAUCUGAAAUGCAGUUCCAAAAGAUGGACGCUCGUCGAAUUCCAUUCGCUCUGCUAUUUCUCUGCUUCACCUCAAUCGCUGCCGGCAGCAGCAGCAGCAGUCCACCCGAGGGGAUUUCAAUCAACUGCGGCUCAGCCGGAAAUACUACAGCGGGAAAUGGCAAGGAAUGGUUGGGAGACGCACGGAUGAAAUCGCCGUCGCUUUUGAGAAUUGAAGGUUCAUCAACCACUUCAACCGUUGUUCGUAAGAAGCUGAUUUCCGGUGAUGAUUCUGUUCCCUACCGAACAGCGAGGAUCUCUCGUUCUCUAUUCUCCUACGCAAUUCGAGUGAGUUCAGGUCAGAAAACACUUCGCCUUCAUUUUAAUCCGGCUCCGUACAAGGGUUUCAUAGGGUUUAAGGACCUGUUCACUGUUGAAGUCGGUAAAUUCACUCUGCUUGGUAACUACAGCGCUUCGCUCACUGCUCAAGCUCUUGGUGUAAAUUCUGUUGUGAAGGAAUUCAGUUUAUACUUGCAUGAUCAUCAACAAUUGAAUAUAGUCUUCACUCCUGCAAGGGAUUCUGAAUUGCAAAAUUCAUAUGCCUUCAUAAAUGGAAUUGAGAUUUUUUCUGUGCUCCCAAGUCUUUCUUAUCUCAGUUAUGAAGAUUCUGGAGUUCCAGUGGUUGGUCAGAAGAACAAAGUCUAUGUUGAUUACAACACUGCACUUGAAUUAAUCCACAGAUUACUCGUCAGACAGAUUAGUGUAUCCGUUGGAGAUUUUGAUCAUAUGUAUCCAAGGUGGAUAACUGAAAAGGCCAGAGAGGUGAGAAAUAAUAUCUGGAGAGUACCUGUGGAUGUAGGAUUUCAAUACUUGAUUAGGCUCCAUUUCUCUCAGAUGGGAUACAAACUUAUUGGGUCUGAUCCCUUGAUGUUUGAGGUCCUCAUUAAUGAAGUCAUUGCUCAUACUAAUGUUGAUACUGCAAACCGAGGGAGUGGACAUGAUGUUCGUUGGUAUGUGGAUUAUGCGGCGGAGAUGAGAGGGCACAAAAAUGAGAUUAGACGUGAUCUAGUGAUUUGUCUGCGUUUGUGUGAUAAACUUAUAGAUGGGAAUGGACUUCUUGCUGGAUUUGAGGUGUUUAAGUUGAGUAACCUUCAUAAUAGUCUUGCCAGUCCAAAUCCCUUGCCUCGAGAUCUAAGUGAACCACUCCAAACAAUCCAAACUUUACUCUUGGUCCUUGGUCGUAGAUAUGUGAUUGUAAAUGUUCUGAUAAUCAUACUUUGUGUGGUAAAUGUUGUUGGUCACAAGUUGCAGGAAGUUUGGGGAGCUAGCAUUUGUGAGGAAGAAAAUAAUGUGUCUUCCAGGGCUCAACGGCUCUGUCGCCGCUUUUCACUAUCUGAGAUCCAAUUAGCCACAAGAAAUUUCAGUGCUGAACUCUUGAUUGGAAGGGGUGGAUUUGGUAAAGUCUACAAAGGCAUCAUUGAUAAUGGUGAAACUACUGUUGCUAUAAAGAGGUUAAAAUCAGACUCAAGCCAAGGUGCACAUGAGUUUUUGACUGAGAUCGAAACACUUUGUGAUCUUCGACAUUAUAAUCUUGUCUCUCUAAUUGGUUAUUGUAAUGGGCACAAAGAAAUGAUUCUUGUUUACGAAUAUAUGGUAGGGGGAACACUAGCAGACCACCUAUUUAAGUUCCCACGGGAAAGUGAUAAUAGUUCCUCUCUCACCUGGAAGCAACGGCUUAAUAUUUGCAUUGGAGCUGCUCGUGGACUGGACUAUCUUCAUACAGGAAAUGGAGUUAUACAUAGAGAUGUAAAAGCUUCAAACAUUCUCCUAGAUGAAGACUUUGUAGCAAAGGUUUCGGAUUUUGGCUUGGCCAAGCGUGAAGAUAGAAGCAAGCUAGGAAGCCAUGUGAGCACUAGAGUAAAGGGGACAAGAGGUUACUUUGACCCAUAUUACAUCAACACAUGUAAGCUAACUAGGAAAAGUGACACUUAUGCCUUUGGGGUGGUUCUUUUCGAAACAUUAUGUGGGAGACCUGCAGUGGACGAUAGUCUUUUGGAAGAUGAGCAGAUAUUGAUUAGGUGGGCUCGAGAGAAAAUCAGUAAGGGGAACAUUGAUCAGAUUGUAUCUUCUAGCCUGAGGGAAGAAGUCUCAGAAGAAAGCCUAAGGGCUUUCAUAGCAGUUGCCGAAAGAUGCUUGCACGAUGAACCCAAGCAACGGCUGACAAUGAAUGAAAUUGUGCUGAAACUUGAGUUAGUCCUUGAGCUUCAGGAUAAAAGAAAAGUUUCGGGGAUAAUUGAAUCAGAGCAUGUUCUUGAUGAUAACAGGGGUGGUAUGCCAGUAUAUACCGUGCAGCCGACACUGGGCCCUGUAGGUUUGCAGAGUGGUGCAUCUUCACCAAGAGAUAAAACAAAUAUUGAAGUGGUGGCUAAUUCACAGAAGUCUUCUAGUAAGAGAGGUAAAAAGAAAGCCUCAACACAUAAACCAUUGUGGAUUUGGCCUUGGGAAGGUAUUUGGAGCUUAAUGAAACAAUCCAAAAGAUAUGAAUUGUUGCUGGAAGGAGUUCAGACAACAAAGUUUGAUUGGAAUACAAUUGCAGCUGCUACCAAUAAUUUCUCAUCAUCAAAUAAACUUCGACGUGAUGCUUUUGGUUCUGUUUAUAAGGGUGUUUUACCUACAGGACAAAUGGUUUUGGUUAGAAGGUGGUCAUGUCAAUCCAAACAUGGGUUGGACCUAUUUGUUACUGAGAUCCAUUCGCUUUCUACUUUUCAACAUAAAAACAUUGUUAAACUACUUGGCUAUUGCUUGCAUAAAGAAGAAGGGUUCCCUGUAUAUGAAUUCAUGGUUAAUGGAAAUAUGGAUACUCUUAUAGGUUGUGGGCGGCUUCAUUACGUUUCAUGGGCAGGGCGCAUGAAAAUCAUAAUGGGAAUUGCACAAGGAAUAGUGUAUCUUCAUCAAGAUUCUGGACUAAAUGUCAUUCACAGAGAUAUCAAAGCCAGCAACAUUUUGCUGGAUGCUGAGAUGAAUCCUAAGAUUUCUGGUUUUGCCUUAGUGAAGGUUAUUAGUGAACAUCAAUCUGAAUUGGAGAGUAGAUUAGUUGGGACCUAUGGCUAUAUGUGCCCCGAAUACGCUUUGAGAGGGAAGCUAUCCGUUAAAACAGAUGUGUACAGCUUCGGCAUUGUAGUCCUGAAAAUUGUAGUUGGAUUAGGAGCAUAUAAUGAUGGUACCUAUGAAUCUCUGGAAGACAAGGCUUGGAUGAAGUGGAAAGAAAUGAGAGAAUUAGAUCUGGUAGAUGAAUCACUUAGAGGUGAAUUUCCAGUGGAAGAAGCUGGAAGAUGCAUUCAAGUUGCUCUAUUGUGCAUCCAAUCCGACCCUCAUGACCGACCAGCUAUGCAUUGUGUGGUCAGAAUGUUGGAAGGGAUCCAGCCAUUGUUGCCGCUUGCCCGAAACUAGAUCGAUGGAUCCAUGAUUGAUUACAGAUUAAUCACCUAGUCUACUGCUUGGCUUGCUACUGUGCCCUACCUGCUGCCCACAUUACUAUCACUAUCCUGGAGAAAUUUCGUAGCAUGUAGAAAACAGAGAGGAACUCCUGAAAUUCCAGGUAAG